CACACCCCAGCCCCCAGCUAUAAGGGCCCCCGCCCCAAGCAGGGUGUCCAGGCUGUGGAGGUGUCAUGGCCAAGUCACACCUGCUGCCAUGGCUGCUGCUGCUGGCCACACUCUGUGGUCCAGGCACUGCAGCUGCUGGGACCACCUACUCCCUGGCCUGUGCCCAGGGCCCCGAGUUCUGGUGCCAAAGUCUGGAGCAAGCAUUGCAGUGCAGAGCCCUAGGGCACUGCCUGCAGGAAGUCUGGGGACACGUGGAAGCCGAUGACCUGUGCCAGGAAUGUGAGGACAUCUCCCGCAUCCUCACCAAGAUGGCCAAGGAGGCCAUUUUCCAGGACACAGUGCGCAAAUUCCUGGAGCAGGAGUGCAAUGUCCUUCUGCUGAAACUCCUGGUGCCCCAGUGUCGUCACCUGCUGGACACCUACUUCCCUCUGAUCGUUGACCACUUCCAGAGCCGGAUGAACCCGAAGUUCAUCUGUCAGCACGUGGGCCUAUGCAAGCCCAGACACCCAGAGCCGGGGCAGGGGCCAGAGCCAUGGGGCCGUCUGCAGGACAUGCUGGUUCUCCCCCUGCUGCCAGAGGCCCCCCAGGUCAAGCCUGGGCCUCAGACACAGGACCUCUCCGAGCAGCGGUUCCCCAUCCCCCUCCCCAUCUGCUGGCUCUGCCGGACUCUGAUCAAACGGAUCCAGGCUGUGAUUCCCAAGGGUGUACUGGCCAUGACUGUGGCCCAGGUGUGCCACGUGGUACCCCUGCUGGUGGGCGGCAUCUGCCAGUGUCUGGCUGAGCGCUACGCUGUCAUCCUCCUGGACACGCUGCUAGGCCGCAUGCUGCCCCAGCUGGUCUGCGGCGCUGUCCUCCGGUGCUCCAGCGAGGACAGUGCUGGCCCAGCCCUCCCUGCCCUGGGGUCCCUGCCUGGAGAAUGGCUACCACAAGACUCUGAGUGCCAGCUCUGCGUGUUUGUGACCACCCAGGCAGGGAACAGCAGUGAGCAGGCCAUGCCACAGGCAAUGCGCCAGGCCUGCCUGGGCACCUGGCUGGACAAGCAAAAGUGUGAGCGGUUUGUGGAGGAGCACGCGCCCCGGCUGCAGACUCUGGUGUCCAGCGGCUGGGAUGCCCACAGGGCCUGCCAGGCCCUGGGGACAUGUGCGACUCCGUUCAGUCCUCUCCAGUGUUUCUACAGCCCCCACUUCUGAUGAGAACGCACAGCCAUGGCAGGCUGAACUCAAGGCUCCUGAGGGCCCCGGCAGCACCAUCUCGACUGUCCUCUCUCAAUCCCACUCAUCCCCCUGCUCAGAAUCCCAGUGGCGUUCAGUGCCAGGCCCGGCUCCCAGCUUGCUGGCCCUCCCACAGCCCAGAGGCACCUUCCGCGGCUGAGCAUGGCUUUCCCCUCACAGAUCACCCUCUGUACUCACUGAUCCUCAGUACCAAAUGUGCUUACACCAAGGCCUGCCUUUCCUGAAACUCAGGGGACACCAGACAUUGCUCCCUAAAGACACCAGGAACUCCUCCAUCGCCUGACUCCUCCUACCUGAGACUCCUCCCAGUCUCCCUCAGUGUCACUGGGUCAGAGGUCAGAGGUGACCCCUUAGGACAGAAGGGCGGGUCAGGUGCCUCCAGAGACGGAAGCGCCCCUGAGAGCAGACUUCACAGUUCUGCCCAGAGCAAGACCCCCAACAUGAAGGUCAUGUAUUCAUCUCUUUUCACUCAUUUUUUUACAACGCAAUGAGUAUCUGUGACCAGGCCACAUUCUCGGAGCAAGGGCUAGAGGUGUGAAUAAAACAGUGAGCAACCCCCCACCUCAACCCUCCUGGAGCUCAUGCCCCAGGGCCCAUCUGCAGGUGGAGGGGAGUCCAGCCUGCUCCAGACACCCUGGAGAAUCACGAGCCCCUGGGGGAAGUGGUGGGGAGGAAGUGUCUGUGACAAUUCAGACCCUCCCUGCAGGGACAAGUUUAAUGUCAUCCCUCCUCAUUGAUGCCAGCUGCUGGGGCCAGGGGGCGGGGGCGGAGGUCAGGAAGCUGCCAGAAAGAGCUGGGCCUUCCAGCCCUAUUGAAACAGGAAGAGGAGUGGUUGGCACAGAAGGCCUGGGCUCUGGUCUGAACUCUGCCAGCCCCUGGCCAUGGGUCCCCAGCCAAGACACACCACCUGUCUCUGGCCCUCACUCUUCUCAGUGACAAAGGCAGAGCUGGGUGAGGUGGUCUUCACGACUCUCCGUAUGACUAGACCCCACCUCUGGCUCCCUGCCCUGCCCACACUGAGAAGUGUGGGCUUCAUUCCCAGGCUCCCCUUCCCCAUCUCCUUUCCUCCAAAGGCUCUGAGGCUGGUAGGCCACAGGCCCACAGAUGGUGCCUUCAGUCCUGGGUCAGCCUGGUAUGUCUAAUCUCUAACCACAGCCUGGAACCAGAGGCACUUCCGUCCACUUUGGGAGUGAGGGGUGGCCAAGGCCUCAUCUUCUGGACAAGGAAUGCCCACGGGGCUUCCGGCCCAGGGCCACCUGCACAUCCCACCAGAGCCAGCCCAACUCUCACUGGGCUGAGGGGACCUUGUCGUGGGCCCCCAGUCCUUCUCCAAGUCCUGGCAUCAAGGGACAGUGGAGGGAGAAUCCUGUGCUGGCCUCACUCCCAUCUCCAUGUGCAUGAGAUACUGGCUUUUACAAUCCCUCUGCUAACACUUCCACAAAAUUAAGAAUUCAGAAUAAAAAAAUGGGAACAGAAAGUCCCAGAAAAGACAGA
Cervus elaphus (red deer) is the source of this 2726-nucleotide messenger RNA. RefSeq names its product surfactant protein B (gene SFTPB). The transcript is spliced from 11 exons. The record is from RefSeq and is a predicted model, not a curated record. Lineage: Eukaryota; Metazoa; Chordata; Mammalia; Artiodactyla; Cervidae. The coding region runs from base 66 to 1190 and encodes 374 amino acids.